CGUGCUCCUCCUCCUCCUCGCCGCCGCGGGUCCGCGGCUCCGGGUUCCGUCUCCUCGCCGCUCUCUCCGCGGGCUGCCCCCUCCACCUCCUCCAUCUCCUCGAGUUUCCUCACCCCGUUUCCCCCUCCCCCACCCCACCCCGAAGCCUUUCCCGAGACGUCCUCCUCGCCGCCGCCGCUGCCCACAUGGAGGCGGACUUCUCGGACAACGGAGCGGAGUACGAGGAGGGCGAGGAGGCGCCCAGCCCGAGUGAUGGAGGGGCCACCCCUGUGCAGGACGAGCGAGACUUCGGCUCUGACAGCGACGGAGAACAACCUGAAGGGGCGCCGUACAAGCGCUCCGCGCCGGAGCCCGGCUCCGAGUCCGGCGAGGAGGAGGGCGAGGACCGCGACGACGACGCCGAUGACGGUGACGACGCGGGACAAGCUCUGAGCAGGAGCCACAGUGAUGAGGGGGAGCGGUCGGACGACGGGGAAAGGUACGAGGAAGGCGACAGGGAGAGCGUGGACGGCGAUCGCAACAGCCCGGAGGGCGACCGCGACAGCGGCGAUGAGGCGGAGGAGCUGGAAAACGAGGAGCGAGAGGAGGGCGAACGCACCGACUCGGAGAGCGAGGCCGAGGGGGCAGGCGUGCGCCCACGGCCGUACGAGGGGGCCGCGGAGCAGAGAGAGGCGGCGGCGGCUGACAGUGACCACGAAAGCCGAUCUAGCGGAGAGGAGGUCGGUCAGCGGCGGAGCGACGAGGAAGAAGAGGACGCACACGAGGAGGACGCACACGAGGAGGGCAGGACUGGUGAAAAGAGAAAAGCCGACGUGGGCAGUGAUGAUGAGGAAGGAGAGGUGGACAAAUCGCCAGCGGUGAAGAGAAGCCGCGUUGUUUCGGACAACGAGGAGGAAGACUCUGACAGGGAGUUUGAACCGAAGAGACCAGAACCUGUGGCCGAAUCGGGCUCGGAGAGCGAUGAUGAGGCCCCGAGGAGUUCCCCUCCUCCGGCAAAGCGCGGCCGGUUGAUCUCGGACGAUGAGGACGAGGCGGAGCCCGCCGAGACGAGAAACGACGACGAACACCUCGAAGCAGAUCGCGCCGGAGACGACUCGGGAGUUGAGGAGGGUGGUGCAGCAGUCCCAGCGACGGUCGCGGCGGCGGCAACGGCAGCAGCGGCGGUGAAACGACGUCGAGGCUCUGACUCCGAGAGCGAUGCCGGUGACGGCGAGGACGGUGGUGGGGAAAAAGCAGAGGGAAAGCCAGCCGCUCGGAGAGCUCGCGUCGUAUCGGACAGCGACGACGACGACGAAGCGGAACGGAAGGAUGAGCGGCGGGUAGAACAGGAGGCGCCCGCGAGGAAAGCAAUUGUCUCGGACAGUGAGGAUGACGAGGAUGGGGAGCGGCGGCAAGAGAAGGAGCCACCGGCUAAGAAGGCCAUCCUCUGUGACAGCGAGGAGGAGGAUAAUGAGGAGAGGCAGGCCGAGCGGGAGAUGCCGGCGAGGAAACCCAAAGUGAUGGACUCGGACUCGGAGAGCGGUAGCGACGAUCCAGUCAAGGGCGGUGACGACGAGAAAACCAAGACAAAGGAGAAGCAGAUAUUUGGCAGCGACAGCGACUCUGCAGAUGAGGCGGGCGUGGGCAUCCUGAUUGCCGACAUCUUUGGGGAUUCCGACAAUGAGGAAGAGGAGUUUACGGGUUUCGGACAGGAGGAGCUGGAGAAGGAGACAUCUGCUCUGGGCAAAGAUCCCUCCGGUGAAAAAAACAAGGAGUCCGAGUCAGACUCGGAUGAAGGAGUGCGGAGGGGCAAUGAUACGGAGUUCAUCUCGGACUUCGACAUGAUGCUACAGCGCAAGCGCGAGUUGAAUCGCAGGCAGCGCCGUGGCCACCGCGAUGGCGGCACCUUCAUCAGCGACGCCGACGACCUCAUCAGCGCCAUGAUCACGCGCAUGAACGAGGCCGCGGAGGAAGACAAGAAGCUCAAUACGGAGAGGAAGCCUGCCCUGAAAAAGAUGGUCAUGCUGCCCACUGUCAUUAAACACCUCCGCAAACAGGACCUGGUCGAGUCGUUCAUCGACAGCGGGAUCCUGUCGGCCAUCCGGGACUGGCUGUGCCCUCUGCCCGACAAGAGCCUGCCCAACCUGAAGAUACGCGAAGAGCUGCUCAAGGUCCUGCAGGACCUGCCCAGCGUGCCCCAGGAGACGCUCAAGUCGAGUGGCAUCGGCCGCUCGGUCAUGUACCUGUACAAGCACCCGAAGGAGACGCGGCAAAACAAAGACCUGGCCGGCAAGCUCAUCAACGAAUGGUCGCGUCCCAUCUUCGGCCUCACCUCCAACUACAAGGGUAUGUCCCGCGAGGAGCGCGAGCAGCGGGACCUCGAGCAGAUGCCUCACAGACGGCGGCUCAGCACCGGUGGCCAGACUCCCCGCAGAGAUCUGGACAAAGUCCUGACUGGAGAAGAAAAGGCGCUGAGGCCGGGCGACCCGGGGUUCUGCUCGCGAGCCCGUGUCCCCAUGCCGUCUAACCGCGACUACGUGAUCCGGCCCAAGUGGAACAUCGAGGUCGACUCCAACCGGGGGUCUGUCAAGAAGGGCAUCAACCGCGUGGAAAAGCAGAUGAAGAAGUUUGCCGACAAACGUAGGAGCACCAAGGGGAUCCGUGCCGUCAAGAUCAGCGUCGAGGGGAACCACAUGCCCCUCUAGCCGGAGUGCGCAACUCCCACGCACGCACGCACACGAGCCCGCGUGGUAACUCCCAGCUCUCCUCCUGAGAGAGUGCACACCGUAGACAAGCAAGUGCCCGGCACCAUGAUUUGGAUAUAAAAAAAAUAUCAAA
Messenger RNA from Petromyzon marinus (sea lamprey), 2817 nucleotides. It is a transcript of the gene IWS1, whose product is annotated as interacts with SUPT6H, CTD assembly factor 1. Gene Ontology annotation, cellular component: nucleus. Gene Ontology annotation, biological process: poly(A)+ mRNA export from nucleus. NCBI's taxonomy places the organism in Eukaryota, Metazoa, Chordata, Hyperoartia, Petromyzontiformes, Petromyzontidae. The record is from RefSeq and is a predicted model, not a curated record.